GACAUCUUCAUGCUUUGUUUUCGAGAACUAAAGCUGUGCAGCCGUAAACAAAAAGUGACGACUGUAAAGAAAAAAAGAAAAUAAAUCAAGGAAACAAACAUGCAUGUGUGGAAUUACAAUAUUACAGUCUUUUCUGGUAUUUAACAAAAGAUCUAUAUAUAUAUUUAUAUAUUUACUCUAAUGAUAUUUACUCGUUUGGGUAAGGGAGGUGACUUGGGUAGCUACCGGGAGUAAAUAUAAACCCCAGACUCUUACAUCAGAGUAUGUUGUGCUUCUUCUAAUCGGCAUGCUAGAAGGAGAAGGGUGAAAACUAACACCAGAAGGUGGGCUAAGUAAAGGCAGUGGGAAAUGCGCGCUAGUAAAAAGAUGGAUGUGGGUGUGUCGGUAGACUAUGACAGCUUGACCCUGUCGCUCGCGCUGACAUGGAAAGAGCAAAUGCGCCCGGAGCGCGCGCGCACAGGAACAUGGCAGGUUUCGGUUCAUCUCACACGAUCAAAUGAUUGACUGCAGAGGCAGUCUUUCUCUUCUCCAAAAGUCUCGUGUGCGGGAUUAAAGUGGUUGAGAGAGAUGUGGAAUGCGCUCGGAAGCGGCUCAGGGUUUUACAGUGCAGCCGGAGGCGGUAGCUACAUGUGUAAGGCGCACGGCUGGGAAUUUGUGCCAUGCUCCAUGCUGGAGAGGGAAGCGAACAGGAAACGCAGCCGGAGUCCACCACGUGGAGUGACCUCUACUGCUUCUGUAGAACAGUUUACCGAGCAGUCCGGCUUUGGAGAUCUGCAGAGCCAACACUUGCGACUCAGAAAGCGAUUUGAGGAACUCAGGAAGCGACACGGUCAGGACAAAGACGCCUGGAUGAAGGAGAAGGAAAUACUUUUGAGAGAAGUGGCAGACGUGCAAGGCGGAGAGAACAGACGGAUAUUGCUGGAUCUGAAGACGUUGUUGGAGGAAGUGCAGUCUGAAGUGAAAAAGGAAGAGAGUAAACGCAACGAACUUCAGUUGCAGUACACCAAGGACCAGGGCGCAUGGGAGCUGGAAAGGGCAGAGCUGAAAUGCAGAAUUGCACAGUUGGAGGCCAAAAGAACAGUGAGUAGUGAGACUGGGGACACAGUAAGGAGGGAAAGAGAGGAAGAGUGGAGGCUUUUGGCAGACACCCAUACUGCAGCAAUGGACCUGCGCUGCCGGCUGGAGCACAGCGAGAGGGACUGGGUGAGGGAGAAAUCCGAGCUUUUGGAGCGAUUUGACUUGGAGAGGAAGGAGUGGGAGAGUCAGCUCAGGGACAUGCAGCACAAGAUUGAGGAGCUGUACAAAGAAGUGAAGGCUCAUCGACAGGAAGGUGCUUUUGGACCAAACAGCGGUGCACAAACCACUGCCAUAAGGUUUAGUACACAUUCUGGCAGCACUCUAUCCACUCUGACUGGCUCCUCAGAGGUCCACAGCAGCAGUUACUCUGAGCCUCUUAACCAGCGCAGGCAUAACAGCACUGACUCCAGUCAUAAUGGCAAUGAACCCAAUGGCCAGCACUACAUCGUUCAAAGCGAGCGAUCAAAGCAGAGCGGCUCCAGGAAGUAUGAGAAUGUUGAACUCGAGGCCAUUAACACCACAGACAUAGAAGAUAUGCUUCAUAGGUGUCUUGUGAACAAGCCUUCUUCUGAUGAAGGAACGGAGCGAGGGUUUCAGAAUAACUUCAACUGUGCAAAUGAUAAAAAGAAGAGCACAAUGGCUCUUAAUGCUGCUCUUAAAGAAAUAGCCAGGGUUAGUGAGGAGCUUUGCAGCUACCAGGAUGAAAUCAGGAAGAAGUCUGCUGUCAAAAGAAGCCAGACUGAGUCAAUGUUCUUUGCAGGAGAUGUUGAGAUGUUGGAACCAGAUGACACAGACUUGAAUGAGUGGUGCAAAGAUCUUCAUUCCCUGGACAAGCAGAAAGAGAUUAACUGGGACGACAUUAAAAAUAAUUCAACCAAGGCUGAAAGUGACACUGAACUACCUGUGAAGAGAAGAGAUGUCCCUCCUAUUCCAUUUAGAAGCACAUCUUGGUACAUUAAGAGUCCCUCGGCUACAGACACACCGUCUAGUGCCCCAGAGCCACCGAUGCGCAAAACAUGUCGAAGUCCUUGUAUUCACAGGAAAUGCAACAGCCCCUCUAUCGUGCGAAGAUUUGAGGCAAUGCUACAAGAAAAUGAGGGAAAGAUUCUGACAGACUCUGGGAUUGUGCCUGGCCCAAUGCCUCAAGAUUCCAAGUGCAAUAUCAUCUGCUGCCAGAGCCGGUGGUCCUGUGAUGGAAGCAGGUUUGGCAGCAGCAAGUCAUCCACAUAUGUGCCUAUCCAAAAAUGUCUUUCAGAAGUUAACAUAAUAUCUGCUGAGGCUGAGUGCAGCCAGAACCAGAUAGAUGCAGACAGUAAACAAAACUUGAAGGAAGGACUUCAUCUCAUGCACUCAACACUCAAAGGUGUGGCUGCUGACUUCCUGACGCCUACAGACAUAACCUCUCCUUCCAUCAACACCACUGUCCCACAGAGAAAUGAAAUGCUAGAACGGAAAACAGCUGAGUUUAACCGCAUCCUUUUUCAGGCAGGCAUGGGUUUUCAGUGUGAUCUGGACAAUAUCUCCAAAGAUGUGCACUAUACAUGUGACAGUACCACUAAGGACAAUCUCGCAAACGUGCCACCGGAUCUUACUAUACAGUAUUCCAUGAACAAGUAUGAACAUAUUGCUCCUCAAGUAUUGACAAAGGAUUCUGGUUCUGGCCCCUCAACUACACAACAGGAUGUUAAAGUUAAAAAGGUAACAUCUGGUCUAUCAGAGAAUUUAACAGUGAAACACAAGGACUCCAACUUUACAGGCCUGCUAUCGCAUACAGAAGACAACCGACCGUCUGUCUCUCAGUUUAAUAAAAGCUUAAGAACCAUUAAAUCGGAUUUAGAUUUGAGCCCAUCAGAGCUAAAACACCCAACUGAAAAGUUAAAUGAAGUGAAUUCUCUCACUUUAAGUCAGCAUCCAGUUCAAACAAAAUCUAAAAAGCCUGAACGUACAAAACAGGACAUGCCUAAUACAAGGUCCAGAGUUUUAGAUGAAAAUCCUUGGAAACCUUCAACUCUGGCUGCCUACCCUCGACCACUGGAGUCCCGGUCCAAUUACGGGGCAAUAGAACGAAUUUUGAGGAGUUAUGAAAAUAUGGGCCAUUCCCAGCAAGACAAGCCAUUUCAGUCUAAUCCAGAAAGGGAUGUGGACCUAACAGAGCUCUUGAAUUUGCUCGAGAUCCAGCACCAGUCUAGAUCCAGUGAAAGAGUCAUGCACACUCCUCACCAUCAAUCUGUAGCUCACAAAGAAGCACGUGCAACAGCGAAGCAAAGCAAAGAAUCAACAGUCACCGCCAAGAAGAGUUUCUCUCGACCAUCUUGUCCUGCUAAAAGACGUCUGCCCUCACGAUGGGCUAAUCGCUCUUCGUCCACCUCAUCGACAUCCUCAACGUCUCCCUCACCAACAAUGCAGCCCACCGUCUCCAGCUCACAGCAUACGUUCACCUACUCUGCAUUUCACACAGAGACAGUCAUCAUGUAAAAAACAUGCAACCAAACGUGUAGAAUCGAAGUUAAACACAUGCUGAGACGACAUCUUCACAGUUUCUGUGUUUCUUCCUGAUUACCUUUGUAUAUACCAAUUCUUAAUCCAAUCCAAGCUUUUUUAAUACAGCCCUACCUAUUGUUCCAUUGUAUUAAUCAUGUUCUGUAUUCUCUGCAUAGAUCAUACAUUAUAUAGCCAAAUGUUUUUCCUGACCAUCACACCCAUAUUCUUCCUGUUGCCACACAAGGUGGAAGUAUGCAGUUGUACCGAAUGUCUUUGUAUGCUGUAGCAUUACAGUUUCUCUUCACUGGAUUUAAGAGGCACAAACGUGGUUCGGCCUGACAGUAAUCCUGUUCAUAAAGCCAUGAAGACAUGGUUUGGCAAGGAUUGUGUGGCCUGCACAAGGCUUUGGCCUCAACCACUUUGAACGCCUAUGGGAUGAAUAGAUGUGUGGGAUGUACCCCAGACCUCCCUGCCUUACGCUGCUCCCUGAGCUCAUCAGUGCUAGUUUGGCUGACCAGUUACAAAUUCCCAGCCAUGUUUUAAAAUCAAAUGAGAUGAAAAUGAGAUGUAAAUCUGAAAUGGGAUGUUUAACAAGCAUAUUUAGGUGUGAUGGUCAGGUGGUGACAAAAUUUUUGGACAUACAAUGUAUAUGCAUAUUUGUCUCACUGGUUGAGUUCUUAAUUCAUAUCAAGGCUGCGUUAAGAAUCCAACAGAUCGAUUUCUGUGUAACUGCCAUGAUAUUCCUCCCUAUGCGUUUAGGUGCCUCCGAUUUUUGACCAUGUUUUAAAAUGCUGAUUAUUUCAAAAGAAUCAUUUGUUACAUUUUCUUUGGCUCUCGUUAAAAUGGUUGACUUGUAUGAAUGAGACAUGUAUUAUAAAUUCACUCUAUCUACUUACCUGACGUGAAACAUAUCAUUAAACUAUAACCUUUACAA
Messenger RNA from Silurus meridionalis, 4492 nucleotides. RefSeq names its product protein SOGA3-like. NCBI's taxonomy places the organism in Eukaryota, Metazoa, Chordata, Actinopteri, Siluriformes, Siluridae. The coding region runs from base 568 to 3552 and encodes 994 amino acids. The record is from RefSeq and is a predicted model, not a curated record. The transcript has 7 exons. Gene Ontology annotation, biological process: regulation of autophagy.